AUGGUGAAACAGGGGAGAGAGAAUGAGAGCCAAACAACCAGAACAAGAGCCGAGAGUGUGCCAGAGGUGAGGGGGGAAAAAGAGUCAAGGGUGAGAAAAAGUAGAAGAGACGUGAGGCAAAGAGUGCCUGGAGUGAAAGAAAGAGUGCCUGGAGUGAAAGAAAGAGUGCCUGGAGUGAAAGAAAGAGUGCCUGGAGUGAAAGAAAGAGUGCCUGGAGUGAAAGAAAGAGUGCCUGGAGUGAAAGAAAGAGUGCCUGGAGUGAAAGAAAGAGUGCCUGGAGUGAAAGAAAGAGUGCCUGGAGUGAAAGAAAGAGUGCCUGGAGUGAAAGAAAGAGUGCCUGGAGUGAGAAAAAAGUGA
Molecule: messenger RNA, 357 nt
Organism: Procambarus clarkii (red swamp crayfish)
Lineage: Eukaryota; Metazoa; Arthropoda; Malacostraca; Decapoda; Cambaridae
Source: RefSeq, a predicted model, not a curated record